AUGGCAGAAACGGCAGCAAAGAGAGUCAAGACCUCCCCGGUCACCAUUGGAACCCACAAUGGCCAUUUCCACGCCGACGAAGCCCUAGCAGUCUACAUGCUCCGUCUGCUGCCCACCUACCAGAACUCGGAGCUCAUUCGAACGCGCGAUCCAGCCCUUCUGGCGACUUGCCACACUGUCGUGGACGUGGGCGGUGAGUACGAUGCGUCGGCCAAUCGUUACGACCACCACCAGCGCACCUUCAACACCACCUUUCCCAACCGCCCAACCAAGCUCUCGUCCGCGGGUCUAGUGUAUAUGCAUUUCGGCAAGGCCAUCAUUGCGCAGCAACUGGGCGUCGCGGAGGAUGCCGAGGAAGUCAAGGUGAUCUGGGAGAAGAUCUACGAGAACUUCAUCGAGCCCGUCGACGCGAAUGACAAUGGCAUCUCGGCAUACGACCCUAAGGGUAUCGCGGCUGCGGGGCUGGAGAAGAGGUUCCGCGACAGUGGUUUCACGCUGGGGGCGAUGGUCUCGCGGUUAAAUCCGAACUGGAACGACCCCGUCCCGUCGGAUCCUGUGGAGGCUCAGAAAGCGGAGGAUGAGAAGUUCUUGGUUGCGAGCACAAGGAUGGGCGAGGAAUUUUCCAGGGAUUUGGACUACUAUACGAGAUCAUGGUUGCCGGCAAGGGACAUUGUGCACAAGGCAUACGCAAAGCGGUUGGAGUAUGAUCCCAAGGGAAGGGUUCUGGUGUUUGAUGGACUUUCCGUACCCUGGAAAGACCACCUAUACACGCUCGAAGAGCAGAGUGGUGGUGCUGCCGAGGUCUUAUAUGUUCUCUACCCAGAGAAGCCGACUCCUGAUGCGAAGUGGAGAGUCCAGGCUGUCCCAGUCAGCAAGGACUCUUUCGAGAGCAGAAAACCACUGCCUGAAGCUUGGAGGGGCAUCCGGGAUGAGAAGCUGGAUGAGCUAACAGGCAUCCCCGGGGGAGUAUUUGUUCACGCUGCGGGAUUCAUUGGCGGCAACAAGACGUUCGAGGGUGCCAAGGCAAUGGCUCUGAAGGCACUUGAUCUUUGA
Molecule: messenger RNA, 1053 nt
Organism: Amorphotheca resinae ATCC 22711
Lineage: Eukaryota; Fungi; Ascomycota; Leotiomycetes; Helotiales; Amorphothecaceae
Exons: 1
Coding region: 1-1053 (350 amino acids)
Cellular component (GO): cytoplasm; nucleus
Source: RefSeq, a predicted model, not a curated record